AUGCCUGUACAUCUUCACCGCCCCUCAUCCCAAUACCUAGCCCGGACAGAGGAGGCCCAAGCCCAAAAUGAUAAAACUGCCCAGUCCACGGCUCAGGCAAACAAUGCCUCGCAAGAGAAACAGUUCAAUGAAACUACCACUACUGGUGCGGGCUCGGAUUCAGAACUCAUUGCUAUCUUCAAUCCCGAUAUUCAUGUUUGCGACAUUGGGGAUUUUGCCCAACUCGGGUUUGAUGAGCAAGUGAAAAGGCUUGCAGACAGGGCAGGGUUUCAGAUGAAAAUGGUACAACAGGUGUAUCAGCAUGUGCGCACCUUCAAAGAUGCCGAGGAAGUAGUGAAGAGCAUGCAUGAGGCUGUGCUAGAAUGUGCUGAGGUUGAGAUUGGAAGGCGUGCAGCAGGUGAAUGA
This is a messenger RNA of Suillus paluster, 405 nucleotides long. RefSeq lists its product as uncharacterized. The record is from RefSeq and is a predicted model, not a curated record. The coding region runs from base 1 to 405 and encodes 134 amino acids. Lineage: Eukaryota; Fungi; Basidiomycota; Agaricomycetes; Boletales; Suillaceae. The transcript has a single exon.